Molecule: messenger RNA, 546 nt
Organism: Diplodia corticola
Lineage: Eukaryota; Fungi; Ascomycota; Dothideomycetes; Botryosphaeriales; Botryosphaeriaceae
Product: oxoglutarate iron-dependent oxygenase
Exons: 2
Coding region: 1-546 (181 amino acids)
Biological process (GO): ribosomal large subunit export from nucleus
Cellular component (GO): nucleolus; preribosome, large subunit precursor
Source: RefSeq, a predicted model, not a curated record
AUGGCAAAAUCCAAGACCAAGCAGCCAUCGCUGCACUCCCGCGCCGCUCGCCGCGCCGAGGAGCCCGUUGACAAGUCGCUUCAGACCCUCACAGACGCCUCAGCGCUCCCCAAGCCGAAAUCCAAGCUUGCUGCCUCAGCACUCGCCGCCCACGAUGCCGGCAUCUCGAAGAAGCAGAAGCAAAAGCGCCUGACCCACCAGCAGCGCGUGCGCCAAGAGCGAGCCAUGGAGAGGGCCGACGCCAAUUACGACAAGCAUGAAAGGAAGGUCGAGGAGAGCAAGAGGAGGGGUCGCAAGGUCCAAGAAAGGAGAAAGGAGUGGGAGGCUCUGAACGGUGAUGCCAAGGUUAAGAAUGUCUUUGCCUCUUUGCAGGACAACCGGGAGGACGAUGUGAGCAUGGAACCCGCGCCGAAAGGAUCUGAGAGCCUGGCUAGCGUCAAUGCCGAAACCAUCGCGGCUGUUGGCCGGAAGCCUGCGAGCCCCUUCAGCUCCGUGCACCAGGACGGCGGGGAAGCUGCAGACGAAGAUCUCGAUGUGGCGGAGUGA